UUUGGGAGAGAAAGGAGCGACGCCCUGAUCUAGUUCCUGCUGACGAUCAAGAAGAGCACAGUCUUACAAGAGAUCAUGACUACUGCUCAGUCCCUGAGCCGUCUGCAUUAGACAUAUCUGCAUCAGCUGCAGAAGACCUGUCCAAAGACGUGGAGACUCUGAGGAAGGAAAUACAGGAGUUACGUGUCCAGCGAGAAUUUGGGUUACAGCGUUUUGCUGGCUCCGACACUGACAUCCGAUUCUAUACCAGAUUUCCAAGCUAUGAUCAUUUGAUGGCAUUUUGGUUUUUGAUUGAGCCUUGCAUCUAUAAAAUGAUCCGGGUUUCAAGAGCCAAGUCAGCUGCCAAUAGGAACGAAGAAGUGUUGACACCUGCACGCACAUCAACGAGGCAGCUGCUACAGCCAAUUGACGAGUUCUUUCUUUUCCUGGUUUUCCUGUCAGUUGGUUUGAAGGAGAGGGACCUGGCACACCGGUUUAACAUACACCAGUCCACAGUGAGCCGCAUUAUUGCAACAUGGACAAAUUUUCUUGCCACUGCACUGGGGUCUCAAUGCAUCUGGCUUACACGUGAAGAAGUGCAAGCUUACCUCCCUGAGGAAUUCAAAGAUUUCUCAGACACCCAGAUGAUCCUUGACUGUACAGAGCUGAGGUGUCAGACACCAUCCUCACCACUUCUCCAAAGUGAAAUGUACUCUUCGUACAAAUCCCACUGUACGAUGAAAGCCCUGGUUGGCAUAGCUCCACAUGGUCCAGUGACAUUCAUCUCUAAUCUGUAUGCUGGUUCGGUUAGUGAUAAGGAACUAUUCAAACAAUCAGGCAUUGCUGAGAAGUUGACUGAAGACAUGGCAGUGAUGGUAGAUAAGGGCUUCCUAAUCACCGAUUGUUGUAAAUGCAAAGUGUACUGCCCACCUUUUCUAUCUAAGCAGAAGCAGAUGCCAGCAUACCAGGUUAAGGAGACGCAGGCCAUAGCCAGACUCAGGGUACAUGUGGAGCGAGUCAUUAGGAGGAUAAAACAGAACAAACUUUUUGAUAGCGUCAUUACCAUGUCACAUGUUUACAAUAUCAACCAAAUGUUUGCAGUAGCAUGUAUGCUGUCAAAUUACCAGAACACAGCAUUAGUUAAAAAAUGGGUUAAGUGAGACAAGAUGGACUUUUCCCAAGACACCAGUGCCAGUACAACUUAUGGAAAAUGACCUGCAGCUGAGGCCACUACAGUUGCAUUUCUUCCUUGACAAAACUUGAUUACAGAACUGUUACUUGAGUGCUGAUAGUUGAGUUCCAGUUAUUGAUAAUUCUAAUUCAUUGCAAAUGUUGAAUGUUAAUAAUACUGUUUAAUUAUACUACUAUAUUACUAUUCAUAUUCAACAAAAUUGUUUAUCAAAAUUAUAAAGUAAAUCACUAAAUCGUUUUAAAAUCAUAAGUGACAUUGUGCUUUUGUAACAUCCAAAAUACCAUUUGUCAUUUUCUUCAUUCAGUUGUGCUAUUGUCUAAAUGUAUGUCAGUAUGCUAGGCAUGGAUUUUUAAAUACUUACCAUGUAAAUAAGUUCUGCACAAAUUCAAUGUUUUAUUGUGUGUUUUUAAAAAAUGAAAUUGAUGCCAUUGCUUAAAUAACAGUUUAUUGAUUUCACAUAAAAGUAACAUGUAACAACAAAAAAAUUCAUGAAAUACUUUGCAAAUAAAACAUCAGUUAUUUUGUUCCA
Oreochromis niloticus (Nile tilapia) is the source of this 1700-nucleotide messenger RNA. RefSeq lists its product as uncharacterized. Lineage: Eukaryota; Metazoa; Chordata; Actinopteri; Cichliformes; Cichlidae. The record is from RefSeq and is a predicted model, not a curated record. The transcript is spliced from 3 exons. The coding region runs from base 273 to 1139 and encodes 288 amino acids.